Molecule: messenger RNA, 342 nt
Organism: Drechmeria coniospora
Lineage: Eukaryota; Fungi; Ascomycota; Sordariomycetes; Hypocreales; Ophiocordycipitaceae
Product: putative translation initiation factor protein
Exons: 4
Coding region: 1-342 (113 amino acids)
Biological process (GO): translational initiation
Cellular component (GO): eukaryotic 43S preinitiation complex
Molecular function (GO): RNA binding; translation initiation factor activity; ribosomal small subunit binding
Source: RefSeq, a predicted model, not a curated record
AUGUCCAUCGAAAAUCUCAAGACCUACGACCCCUUCGCCGAAGCCGACGAAGACACCGGAGAAACCAAGCAGACGCAGAAUUACAUUCAUAUACGCAUUCAACAGCGUAAUGGUCGUAAAACUCUGACCACGGUCCAGGGUCUCCCCAAGAAGUUCGACCAAAAGAAGAUUCUCAAGGUCAUCAAGAAGAAGUUUGCCUGCAAUGGCACCAUCGUCAACGAUACGGAGAUGGGCGAGGUGAUCCAGCUCCAGGGCGAUCAGCGCAAAGAUGUCCAGGAAUUUCUCGUCGACAAGGAGGGCCUUGAGCUAGAUGCUAAGACGAUCAAGGUCCACGGCUUCUAA